Molecule: messenger RNA, 2989 nt
Organism: Penaeus indicus
Lineage: Eukaryota; Metazoa; Arthropoda; Malacostraca; Decapoda; Penaeidae
Gene: twisted
Product: protein O-mannosyl-transferase 2-like
Exons: 21
Coding region: 70-2385 (771 amino acids)
Biological process (GO): protein O-linked glycosylation via mannose
Cellular component (GO): membrane; endoplasmic reticulum
Molecular function (GO): dolichyl-phosphate-mannose-protein mannosyltransferase activity
Source: RefSeq, a predicted model, not a curated record
UCGAGGAAGAGAGAGUCAGUAGCGAGCGAGACGUCAGAGGAAGGCGACGCUCUCUCUCAAAGUCCCACCAUGGCUCCGGACACCGCAAAAAAGGGGAAAUCUACGCCCAAAGUAUCUCAGGAACUACCAUCAUUUGAGAAGAUGAUGGUCAAAUUCAGACAUGGUGACUCUCAGAUGUGGUGGAUAGUGUUUGGUGUGAUUUGCCUUUUGACCGCAGCAACAAGGUUUUACAAAGUUGGAGAGCCAGAACAUGUUGUUUGGGAUGAAACUCAUUUUGGGAAGUUUGGAAGUUGGUACAUUAACAGAACGUUUUUCUUUGAUGUUCAUCCUCCUCUUGGAAAGAUGAUGAUUGGAGCCUUUGGUUACUUGACUGGAUAUGAUGGGACAUUUCCAUUUGUCAAGCCUGGGGACUCGUAUGAAGGAGUCAACUAUCUGGGUAUGAGAGUGUGUUGCACUGCCUUGGGGGCUUGCUUGGUACCAUUUGCCUUCAUUAUUGUCUGGGAGAUGACCCAUUCUCUCCCAGCAGCAGCCCUGGGGUCUUCUCUUAUUCUUUUUGAUAUUGGUUUGCUGACACUAAAUCAGUACAUUUUACUGGAUCCAAUUCUGCUUUUCUUCAUCAUGGGAUCUGUGAUGGGCAUGAUGAAGUUCCUUAACCAGCAUGAGAGGCCCUUCUCAGUUGGUUGGUGGGGCUGGCUGACUUUCACUGGGGUGAUGUUAUCGGGAUCAGUAUCUGUCAAAUUUGUGGGCUUGUUUGUGGUGUUGUAUGUUGGCCUCCACACCAUUAAGGAGCCCUUCUCACUCUAUGUUGGGAAGCAUUUUAUUGCUCGUGCUAUGGGUCUUAUUGUCCUCCCAAUUGUGUUGUACUGUGUGUAUUUUUACAUUCAUCUGACAGUUCUGAGCAAAAGUGGUAAUGGAGAUGGCUUCUAUAGUUCUGCUUUCCAGUCCCAGUUAGAAGGCAAUUCCUUAUACAAUGCCAGCAUGCCAUUAGAACUUGCAUAUGGUGCUGAAAUCACUCUGAAGAAUGCCCGCACAGGUGGAGGCUAUUUGCAUUCCCACAUUCAUUUAUAUCCUGAAGGCACUGGAGCUCGGCAACAACAGAUCACCACCUAUUCCCAUAAGGAUUACAAUAACAAAUGGUUGGUGAAGAAAUGGAAUGAAGAACCAGGUGACUGGGAGGAUGAUGAUCCUGUAGAGCUGGUGAAAAAUGGUGAUCUCAUUCGUUUAGAGCAUGUCCCGACUGGAAGAAACCUCCACUCACAUCGUGAACAGGCUCCUGUCACUAAGCGACACCAUCAAGUAACAGGGUAUGGUGAAAAUGGAGUUGGAGAUGUGAAUGAUGUGUGGCGUGUAGAAGUAAUUAACGGAGAAGAGGAGGAAAUUGUGAAAACAGUGGUUCACAAAUUACGCUUUGUGCACUAUCUAGUUGGCUGUUCACUGAUGUCCCACAAUAAGCAACUGCCUAAGUGGGGCUUCGAACAGAUGGAAGUGACAUGCAAUCCCAACGUACAUGAUCCUAAUAAUGUUUGGAAUAUUGAGGAUAAUGUUUUCCCAAAAUUACCCAAUACCAGUUUUGAGAUUUAUGCACCUAAUUUCUUGGAGAAAUUCUUUGAAGCCCACACUGUAAUGUUCCAAGGAAAUUCUGGGCUGAAACCCAAAGAAGGAGAGAUCACCUCACAGCCCUGGCAGUGGCCAAUUAACAUCAAGGGUCAACAUUUUUCAGGUGGGAAUCCUCGAAUAUACCUCCUUGGAAACCCAAUUGUAUUUUGGGGCAACUUAGUGGCUCUGGUAGCAUUCUUCUACCUCUACAUCUUGCAUUCCUUCCAAAUCAAAAGGGGAUAUUAUAUUUCUCCAGCUGUUGGAGUUUAUGGUCAGUGGUUCUCCGCUAUCGAUGGAUACAAAGUUUACCUGUUGGGUAAUCCCAUCAUUUGGUGGGGUAACCUAGUUGUGUUGGCUGCUUUUGUGCUGGUCUAUAUCUACAAUGCUUACAGGACUCAAAGAGGACUUAAGGAUGAUGCUGCAACAAGAGCCCGACGUGAGAAGGCCAUAGGAGCCUGUGGGUGGCUAGCUGUGGCAUGGGCACUUCACUACCUGCCCUUCUUUGCCAUGGGUCGUAUUUUGUACUUCCACCACUACUUCCCAGCUCUGCUCUUCUCUUCCAUGCUUACAGGUGUUAUCCUUGAUUACCUUCUGGAGUCGAUUCCGAAUCUGGUUCCUCCAUUCCUGUCUGUGUCAGUGUAUCACUGGAUGACUGGUUUGGUUUAUUCAGUCCUUGCUUACAGUUUUUAUAUAUUUGCACCCCUUGCAUACGGAAUGCAUAAUCUGGAACCAGGCUUUGAGAAUGGCACCAUUCAGAACAUCCGCUGGCUCGACUCAUGGGAGUUCUAAAUCAUGAGUUUAGGUCCAAUAAGAGGAAUAAAUUGUACAUGGGAUAUGUGUGAAUCUCAUUUAGUAGUUCUGAUACAUGUGGUAUAUAAAAAAAGCUGUUGCUGGAGACAAGCUAAGGAAGACAUGUAUUGAAUAAAUGCUAACAACAAAGCACAUUGUUGUUAUUUGAGGAUUAUAUGAAAGAAUAAGAUAUUACAAAAUAACUCCAGUAAUUCAUGUCACCCUUGAUCUACUAUGCUAUAGGGAGGAAUUAUUCUGUAUAUUGUUAUGAUAUUAUUGUUGUUGUUAUUUCAUACAUAGGAAUAUGUAUGGUUUGUGAAUAAUCCUUCUUGUUUUUCAUAGGAAGUCAAUGUUGAUGGGCAUCUUAAAUUUAUUCGAUUUAUUAUUGUGAGGAGGAUUGAACAAAAAUUCUUUCAUGUUAUGUAUGAUCUGAUCGUUAUGAGAAGCAGAUCUUUGAAUUUAAGAUAUUUUUUUGAGAUCUGUUUGUUUGUUUAAAAAUGUUUUGUUGUUCAUUGAUAAUUAAUUGAAAUUUAAUGUAUGGUAAUUAUUUUACAAAAUCAUAUUUUUGUACUCUUUCUAAUAAAGAUUCUGGUUAGCAUAUAAA